Molecule: messenger RNA, 2575 nt
Organism: Athene cunicularia (burrowing owl)
Lineage: Eukaryota; Metazoa; Chordata; Aves; Strigiformes; Strigidae
Gene: NASP
Product: nuclear autoantigenic sperm protein
Exons: 10
Coding region: 630-2462 (610 amino acids)
Biological process (GO): CENP-A containing chromatin assembly; DNA replication-dependent chromatin assembly
Cellular component (GO): nucleoplasm
Molecular function (GO): histone binding
Source: RefSeq, a predicted model, not a curated record
GGAGGCACUGAGCUGUGUGUUCUUGUCUAAACGAUCAAAGUUCAGUCCAUCGGUAUCUCAGGUAGCCUGAAUCAUUCUGCUGAAACUCUCAGCAGCCUGAAUGGACUUGGAUUUUUGUUCUUCUAAUCUUGCUUAAAGAUUGUACAAAAGCUCUAAAACUUCUGCAAGAAACCAGUCACUGAAAGCAUGUGUAAAGUGUCACCAGGUCUCUGUGUCCUGAAACACUUCAUUCAGACUUGCUUUAUUAAGCUUCACAGUCAACUCGAACUGCCUUGUAAUGGUACAGUGUAUAUAGUAGGACAGGUCAGAGUCUCUGUUAAAGUUCAAGAAUAGUAACUAUUUUGUACUACUUGCAGCUGGAGAUAAUACAGGAGUUCCUGUCAAUCCAGACUAUCAAAGCACUGGCACCUCUUGCUUAGCUGUGACUAAAAACGCUAGCGCGCAAAACUGCACACUGCUUGAGCGGCCGCUUGCUAUAAUGCAGUCUGGGGAAGGGGAAGGGAUUUGCUUAGUUCAAGUUACUAUGUUAGUUCCUUUACUUUGAAAGUGGAGAUUUUAGGAAUGUCAUCUAAUCUGAUGGCAAACCAACACACUGGAGGGUCUGAGGGUGGUAUUGUCAGUGCCCAUUAAUGUCUUUAUCACUAAACUCGAAGAAAUGUUUAUGCUUCCUCAAUCAUGUAGAAGAUGCAAGGGAGGAGUUGAGAGAACAGGUAUAUAACGCCAUGGGGAAAAAAGAAGAGGCCAAAAAGUCUACAGAAGAGUCUCCAGUACUACCUGAGAAGGAUAUCAAAGAGGAGGAUGCUGAAAUGAGAGAUAUCUCAGAAGAAGCAAUUGCUGACAAGGACAUUAAGCUUGAAGAGGCUGAAGAGAAGAUGGAGACUUCUGUGGAAAAAGAAGUAACUUCAGAAGAGCAGAAGCAGCUGGCAGCUGUGGAAAAGGAGACUACGAAAGAGGAGGUAGCUGUGGAAAAGAAGGUAGUGGAAAAAGAGCAGAAGGUGAUGUCUGAAGUAGCAGAGUCAACUGAGAAGGAGAGAAUGACAGAAGUGUCAGACAAGGAGGCAAAGGCAGCUGUGGAAGAAGCUGAAGCUGGAGAACUGGCUGUGGAAGAGAGGGGAGAGGUGGGAGAGCAGACAGCAGAAGCCACAGGAAAAGAACCAGCUGUGGAAAAGAGAGAGACUGUAGAAGGGCAGGCAGAGGCAGCUGUGGAAGAGAAGGCAGUAGCACAAGUGACAGCAGAAGUGCAGGCAGCAGUUGCUGUGGAGCAGAAAGAAGUUGCAGAAGGGGAAGCAAAGGCAGCUGAACAGAAGGUGGAGGAGAAACAAGAGCCAGUAGAGACAGCUAUAGAAAAGAAACUGGAUGAAUCGAAAGAGACAGAGUCCUCAAAGGAACUUGUGCCCACAGAGGGCAAAGAGCUGUCUAAUGACAUGGAAGAAAAGGCUGAAGUAGCUGCUAAGGUAGAGAAAGAGGAAAAGAAAGAUGACCUGAUGGAAGAGGGUGAAGGUGCUAAGGUAGAAAAAGAAGAGAAAGAUGACCUGAUGGCAGAGGGAGAAGAAACAGAAGAAUCUGAAGAGGAAGAUAAAGAAAAUGAGAAAGCUGAAGAUGAUAAAGAGAACGAAUUGACAGUGGAAGACAAGUCUUUACAGGAAAGUGAGGAGGAUGAAAUUGGAAAUCUUGAGCUAGCCUGGGAGAUGUUGGAGUUGGCAAAAAUAAUCUACAAGAGACAAGAAACAAAAGAAGGUCAGCUCCAUGCAGCUCAAGCUCAUCUAAAGCUUGGAGAAGUUAGUAUUGAAUCUGAAAACUACAUGCAGGCUAUAGAAGAGUUUCAGGCCUGCCUGGCCCUGCAGCAGAAGUACCUGGAGGCUCACGACCGCCUGCUCGCUGAGAGUCACUACCAGCUGGCACUGGCCUACCACUACAACAGCCAGUUCGAUGAGGCGGUUUUGCAGUUUGGUAAAUCUGUAGAAGUCAUUGACAAGAGAAUGGCGAUGCUUACUGAGCGAAUAAAGAAGGCAGAAAGUGGAUCCCCUGAAGAUGAGCAGGAGAUUGAAGAACUGAAGGGACUGCUUCCUGAAAUUAAAGAAAAGAUAGAAGAUUCGAAGGAGUCUCAAAAGAGCUCAAGAGUAGCUAAGCUGGCACUGAAAGCAACCCUGGUUGGAACUACAUCUGGCUUUGCACAAAGUGAAGACAGUGGUUCUGUUUCCACAAUUCCAGUAAGAAAAGCAGCUGAUGGUGCAUCUCAGUGUGUUACAGACAUCUCUCACCUAGUCAGGAAAAAGAGGAAACCAGAGGAGGAGAUUCCACAGGGGGACAAUGAAGCUAAGAAAUCUAAACCAGAACCGGCUGUCAAUGGUGGUGGUGCUGAUGCUGCCCCCAGUGGAAAUGAGGUUGCAGAAAAAAUGGAAGAGGAGACAGAGAAAAGGCCACAAGCAGAAUCAGGGGCUGCAGUUGAAAGCACAGUAUGAUAAUUCUUUAACCUUGGACACUCCUCUCCUUACAAGGAAAAUGGUUUUGUAUAUAGUGUAUUUUUUCACUUUUUGGCAACUUUUGUAUGACUUCAAUAAAGAUUGUAAGCAAA